AUGAGUUUAGGAGUCAAAGGACCCGAUUAUGCCCUCAGGGAGGAUAAACCUACACCUCCAAUUGAAGGUGUGGCAGGGUAUGAUGACCUGAUGAAAACUUAUGAAAUAAAACUGGAAAAAUGGGAUAAUUCAAACCAUGUGGCUUUCGUGGUAAUGAAAACUUCAAUCUCCCCUGAUAUCAUCGGGGCAAUUCCUGUAAAGGACACUACUAAAGAAUUUCUUAAAGCAGUGGAAGACCAAUUCAAAAGUUCUGAAAAGGUCUAUUCUCGAGAGCUUUUGAGCAAACUUCUUGAGAAGUAUGUGAUUGAAGGUAAUGUGAGGGGUCACAUCUUGAGGAUGGCACUACCUCUCACAAUGGAGGUGGAGCCAAACCCUUUGCCAGUGCCUGAAGUUAGGGACUGGUCGGAGCUCCCAGUUGAUGCUCUUUCCUCCGGCAAGAUCCACGCAGGAAACUCGUUGAAGAGCAUUCGAAUGAUUGCCCCCCGAUACUUUUGGGAUGAUGAAUAUGUAGUUUCUAGGCUUGCAGCUAAAUGUCCAAUGCUAGAGGAGAUAGAGUACUCGCAUCAGAAGCAUUCAGCAUAUUUUUUCGAGCAGCUUGGCGCAGUUCACCCAGAGCUGAAACGCCUAAGAAUCCAUAUGCGAUGGUUUGACUCAGAUACGAUAGAGCGUGAGAUGAGGAUGGAAGAGCAACAUGACGAGGACGAAGUUGAGGAGGAGGAGCCUUAUGAGGCCUGGGAGGCGAGGCAUAAUGAGGGGGCCUUUGCCAUUGCAGCAAACUUGCAUGAGCUGCGACUCCUUCAGAUGGCAGGCGACAGCCUGACCAAAAAAGGGGUCUAUGCCAUUCUUGAGGGCUGCCCCCACCUUGAGUGCCUAGACCUCACUGAAUGCCACCACCUCAAAGUCGACGAUGAACUCCUAGUUCGCUGCGCCAAGAUCAGGCAUGUCUGGCUCCCUGGACGGCCUUGUGUUCACUGCCCAGACCUUUGUACCAUCGGGGAGACAGAAGGUGAAGUGAUCGAAAUGGAUGAUCUGUAUGAAAUGGAGGCUCCUUCUCUGCCUGAAGAGGCAGGAACGGAGUGUGGUGACUACGGUGACAACUACUGGGAAGACACGUCCUCGUCCCCCGAAUAUCCCCAUAUAUCCAACUUGAGCAAUGUGACCUGCGAUGACAACAGAAUCUUCACCGACUUCCACGUGGGCUAA
This is a messenger RNA of Brachypodium distachyon (stiff brome), 1203 nucleotides long. RefSeq lists its product as uncharacterized. The transcript has 3 exons. The coding region runs from base 1 to 1203 and encodes 400 amino acids. The record is from RefSeq and is a predicted model, not a curated record. Lineage: Eukaryota; Viridiplantae; Streptophyta; Magnoliopsida; Poales; Poaceae.